AUGCCGCGCACGCUCCCCGCCGGUAAACCUCCGGCGCGAGCAACCCAGCCGCCGGAGCCCGCGACGCCGUCACCCAAGAGCAGGAUGGCCGACGCGCAGCUGCCGGAGCGCAAAAGGAAGGUCGCGCCAUCGGCCGGUCCGCCGAAGAAAAAGAACAAGAAGACCAGAUCGCCGCCGGCCGAGCCCGAGAAGAAACCUCUGCCUCUCCCUCUCCCGUUCGAGCAUGCCCGGACACCCGGCGACGAGGCCCCGGUGCGGGCAACCCAACCGCCGGACCCCGCGAAGAGCAAGCAUCCGCCGUCAGCCAAGAGCAGGGAGGCCGAUGCCCAGCUGCCGGAGCGCAAGAGGAAGACCGCGCCAUCAGCAGAUCCGCCCCAGAAGAAAGACGAGACGACAUCGACGCCGGCGGCCGAGCCCGGGAAGAAGCCUCUCCCGUCCGAGCACGCGUGGACGCCCGGCGACGAGGUCAAGAUACUCGAGGCCCUGGCGGCGCAUCGCCAGGAGAACGGCAAGCUGCCGAGAACCAAGGUGCUCUUCUCCUCCCUCCAGCUGCAAGGCCGCUUCGACAACAAGGGCUUCAGCCUGCCGGACCUCCGGCAGAAGGUGCGCAGUCUCAAGGGCCGGCACGACCACGAGGCCAUCAACGGCGUCCCUGCCAAAGAAAAUGAGUGCAGCCUCUGCCACCUCUCCAAGACCAUCUGGGGCACUAUUGCUACGAGCGGUGGUGAAGCAAGCGCAAAAGUGCCAAACGCGGGCAAGACAUUCGAUGAAAUGUGCCAGUUGUACCCUUGUCUCACAGAUGAGGUGACACACAUUGUGGAUGAACCCGCAGUCUUGGAGAGACUGCUCUUGGACUUUGAUGAUACCAAGGCACGUGCAUUGGACUCCAAAAUCGACAACCUCAGGAAAGAGGUCACCGAGGCUAUCAUGGAAUCGGUAAUACCUUUUAACUGA
Molecule: messenger RNA, 954 nt
Organism: Triticum turgidum subsp. durum (durum wheat)
Lineage: Eukaryota; Viridiplantae; Streptophyta; Magnoliopsida; Poales; Poaceae
Source: the annotation of a GenBank genome assembly